UUUAAGUUUCAUUUGCUUAAGUAGGCCGGGUGGUGCUUUGGGCUUUGGUUAUCUGUGCCCUUGCAGAAAUGUAAUUUCUCAACUUAACUACUACUUUGUUUCACCAAGACUAUGAGCUUGCCUAGAGGCAAACAAUCCUCCUUACUCUCUUUAGAAGAAGAUCUACUCAUAAAAAAGAUCCUUCUCACUCAUGAUCCUAAUGCCACUCACCUCGAUUCUGCAUUGUUACUUCUUGGUGUUCAGAAUAUCGUUUCUCACAUUAUGUCAAAGGAUUCUGAUCCAACUGAUACCAUCACUCCAUGUAAUGUUGGAGUUGCUGGACUAGAAGAAACACUAGGGCAGACCAUCUAUAAGAUUUCACAUGAGAUUUUUAGCAUAUGUUCUAAUGGCAUUGAUGAACAUGCAAAAACAAUGCUGCUCUUUGAACUUCUAAGCCAUUUAAGAUGGGAUGCUAAAGUAGUAUUGGCACUUUCGGCAUUGACAUCUACCUAUGGAGAGCUAUUGCUCGUGCUACAGCAACUCCCUCAUAGUCCUUUGGCUGCUCUGGUUGCGGCACUCAAGCAAUUACCUCGCAACUUAACUGCUUUGAAGAUACAGUUCAAGGCUUUGAAUUUGUUGAUUAACACAAUGGUGGAAUUAGCAAAAAUUAUUGUCCGGUUUGAAGGACUGCCUUUGCAACUAGUACUUUUGGAUCACCAGGCAAUUGCUGCUACCAAGUCUAAAAUCUGCAUUGCAACUUACUGGAUUUUGAGAAGCUCGUUAUCGUGCUUCUCUCUUCUUGCUGACUUGAGGACUGUAAAAGAUGAGCAAGUGCAUUCAAAUAGAACAGCAAUUGCAUCAUGGGCUCUCUUCAGUCUGGUAUACAAGUUAAGUGGGUUAUACCAUGAGCUUAGAGAGCAAGUGGAUGUGUGCUGUCAGCAAAUAGAGACAAGGUUUCCUGAAGAGCUGUUGAAUGUUUUUAAGUUAAACCAUCUAGAUAACCAAGAGGUGCUUCAGAUGCUUUUUGCCUUGAGAGAUAACUUGCCUUUGAAAAACUAUUCAAAAGAAAUGUGUGGCAUCCUUGAAUUGAAAGGCAAGGAGGUUAUGUUCUUGAUAUCAAAGCCAGAGAUUUUCUCAAUGGAGAAAGUCUUUUUUCUGAUGCAACAGACAUAUGAUCAUCCCCAUCGCAAGAAUUUACCGGGAAGCUAUGUAAUUUUAUGGGUCCCAAUUGCCACCUCCGAUGUUUGGAGUCACGCUGAUGAGAUAACUUUCCAGUUUUGGACGAAUUCGUUUCCAUGGUUCUCUAUCAGGCAACCUAGGUUACUAAAUUCAGAUGUUGUGCAAUUUAUUAGGCGAGAAUGGAAUUAUAACGAGGAACCCAUAAUGGUCAUCUUAAACUCUGAUGGAGUAAUUACAAACUUGAAUGCAUUGGAUAUGGUGUGGAUCUGGGGGGCCAAAGCAUUUCCCUUUUCAACUUCAAAGGAAAGGGAGCUGUGGGAAAACCAGAAGUGGAGCCUGCAAUUCAUAACUGAUGGUAUUGACCCUUUGUUGUCCCACUGGGUCGAGGAAGGCGAAAAAUAUAUCUGCAUUUAUGGAAGUGAUGACAUAGACUGGAUAAGAAACUUCAACAGUAGGAUGGACAAAAUUAAGCGUACAGGAGUUCAGCUCGAGGUGAUUUAUGUCGGGUGGAGAAAUCCAACCGAAAACAUCAUAGACGCCAUCCGUCAAGAAAACUCAAGUGUGGUGUUCCUCAGUUUCGCGAAAAUGCAGCUUUUUUGGCUUCGGAUGGAUAGUAUCAGAAACUCGGUUAUGCGACUAGGCAUUGAUAGUAAUGUGAAAGGCGAGGUGAUGGGGUUGUUGGAUGCUGUAGAAAAUCGGAAGCAAUGGGGGGUGAUCGGGAAGGGAUCAUCAUCACCCGAGAUAAUAACACUUCACGACAGAAAACUCCAGGAAUGCUUUGAUCUCUUCCCGGAAUGGGGUGAAAGUGUGGGGAAGCUUGGAUUACUAGGUGCUAUUAGAACUGCCAUGGAGUCUCCUCUGCCUUCCAAGCCCUGCUAUCACUCGGUAACACUUCCAUAUCAGAAAGAAGUGAGCCAAGAAACCGUAUUUUGCAGUGAGUGUAGGCGCCCCAUGGAGAAGUAUGUUGUUUACAAAUGUGAUGUUACAGAUUCUACAGUUGAAUAGGCUGGCAGAAAUAACUUAUGGAGAAGAACAUGGCUAGAACAAGCCUGUCCUUUAUGACGACUAUUUUUUUUUUUUUUUUUUUUUUCUCUUUGGUGAUGAACCAAGUGUUGUGAGGCCUAUUUUACAAUAAAGAUACCAACAUUUAUAAAGCAUUGCUAUUUUCAGUGAAA
Molecule: messenger RNA, 2333 nt
Organism: Ipomoea triloba (trilobed morning glory)
Lineage: Eukaryota; Viridiplantae; Streptophyta; Magnoliopsida; Solanales; Convolvulaceae
Product: protein SIEVE ELEMENT OCCLUSION C
Exons: 7
Coding region: 112-2163 (683 amino acids)
Biological process (GO): phloem development
Source: RefSeq, a predicted model, not a curated record